AUGGACCGACAGAAGCGAUCGGGUGAUCGGAGACGGUGGGCGCAUUCGCGUAGAGAACAACAACCUAGUGUUUGAGUCUCCCCAGGAGAUGGACUCCGGCAACUAUACGUUUAUUGUCAAUAAUACGGCCGCUGAGAAAAGACAGAGUGUUUGGAUCAUCGUCUCGGUUCCGCCAAUAAUCAGCAGAGUGCCCCAACCUUUGACCGUGGACGAGGACGGCAGUGCUUUGUUGAGCUGUCAGGUGGCGGGUACCCCGUACCCGGUCACAACGGUACUGUGGAUGAAAGACGGUAUUCCACUGCCCAUGGGGUCAAAGCAGUUUCAGAUCAACCCUAAAGAAGGGACCCUGGUGAUCCCACAAGUAAGAGCAGUAGACGCGGGAAACUACGCCUGUGUAGCCAACACGACUGGUCAUCCGGUCAAGGUCUCAAGUCCAGCAAAUCUGAAAGUUUCUAGAAAACUCAAGUUUGAUCCCAUGCCCGACAACAUCUACUACCUGGAACUAGACAAAUCCGCCAGCAUCAAGUGCCACGCCGCAGCCAUAACGCCGCCAUUGAUUCAGUGGGUCAAGCUUGGCGGAGAGAUUAAACUUCCAGACCAUAUGUACGAGGAUCGAGGCACUCUACACAUCGAGAGAGUUCGACGGGAAGACGAGGGCGAUUACAUGUGCAUGGCAUCCCAUCGGAAACAGGGGCGAAUCAAUGCAACUGUCACUUUCCGAAUUGUUGAAAAACCUAGCUUUAGCAUCCGACCACCAAACAUGACAACCGCUUUCGAAGGUCAGCCUGCGAUGCUGCACUGUGUGGCCUUGGGUGACCCUCGACCUCAGAUCGUCUGGGACAAAGAUGGCAGAAUUAUGGCGUCUACUGGCGUGGACAAUGGGUUGACUUCAACAAACAGAUACUCGGUAUUCCCAAAUGGGACACUGUUGUUGCAGAAGGUGCUGAUAGAAGACAAGGGGAGAUACGGAUGCACUGCCAACAACUCAGCUGGGAAAAUUAGAGCUGAAUUUAACCUUCUCAUUACCCAACCGAUAGAAGACGAUAAAGGCUUCGACAUGGCCAAGACUGUCAUUAUUGCCGUGUGCAGUGCUGGGGCCUACCUGGCCCUGGUGAUUGGUCUCACAGCCUACUGCAGUUAUCGGCUCCUGGCACAGAGAAAGACCAGGAAACAACUCAUUCACACCAAAAAUUUGAAGUUAGGCACAGGAGAGUUCCACCAUCACAGAGAACAGCAUGAACUGCUAAUGAAAGAUCGUGAUUCAGGUUUGCAGUUCCGCAGUGACAGCGACAACCGCUCCCAUGUGUCUGGCAUGAGUUCCCAUCCCUCACACUCCUCCACGUCAGCCUCAGCUGCUGCUUCUCAUAUCACAGCAUCGGUGAUAGCCUCAAGAUGUUGCAGCACCAGCCUGGAGAAGCUGCACUACCCUAGACAAGAUCUACAAACCUUGGGAAUUAUUGGUAAAGGCAAAUUCGGAGAUGUAUUCCUGGCAAAAGCUCGAGCGAUUCGUCCCGCAGAGCCUGAUACUUUGGUAGUCAUUAAAUCCUUGUUGAUCAAAGGGGAGACAAAUACUGCUGACUAUCACAGUGAGAUUGAAAUGUACAGCAAACUGGAACACCCCAACAUUGUCAGGUUGUUAGGCGUUUGCAGGGAAGCUGAGCCUUUCUUUAUGAUUACUGAAUAUUGUGAUUGGGGAGAUCUCAAACAGUUUCUGCUGGCUACCAGAAGUGACAAUGGCCGGCGAGCAACAACUGCCAGAGUCCCCCAGAUUUCCUCCAUCCAGAAGUUAAAGAUGUGUCAACAAGUGGCACUUGGCAUGGAAUAUUUAUCUGGCUACAAGUUCAUCCAUAAAGAUCUAGCAGCUAGAAAUAUCCUCCUGACUUCUCGCAUGGAUCUAAAGGUAUGCAGCUUAUCACUUUGCAGAGACGUCUACUCAGGAGAAUAUUACACACAUCCAACUAGGCCAGCUCUGAUCCCCUUGCGAUGGCUACCUCCAGAGGCAGUCAACGAAGCUGACUACACCUUCAGCACUGAUAUCUGGUCCUACGGAGUCUUCAUGUGGGAGGUGUUCCACCUGUGUGACCUACCGUACCGUCUGCACAGCGAUGAUGAAAUAUUCAAGGCUAUAAAUAGUGUCAGCACUACCGAUAAUUCUCUCCCACGUUUAGACUUUGCAGAACAAUGUCCCAGUCAGAUUGCCAGCAUUGUGAUGCAGUGCUGUGCUAUGCCUCCGACAAAUCGACCAACUUUCUCAGAUUUAGUUGUCACUUUAGGACACCUAUUGACCAACGGUGAUUGCAUUUAA
Molecule: messenger RNA, 2305 nt
Organism: Candidula unifasciata
Lineage: Eukaryota; Metazoa; Mollusca; Gastropoda; Stylommatophora; Geomitridae
Source: the annotation of a GenBank genome assembly